Molecule: messenger RNA, 2120 nt
Organism: Bufo bufo (common toad)
Lineage: Eukaryota; Metazoa; Chordata; Amphibia; Anura; Bufonidae
Gene: LIME1
Product: Lck interacting transmembrane adaptor 1
Exons: 6
Coding region: 306-1073 (255 amino acids)
Biological process (GO): T cell receptor signaling pathway; B cell receptor signaling pathway
Source: RefSeq, a predicted model, not a curated record
CCUGUGAGGGAGUCUGUAUUCCUCACUGACUCUUCUUGUACUCAUCUUUUUAGCAUUUUGCUCUUCUUCUUGCUCCUUCUGUUGCUUCCCUGUCUAGCUCUGGUGACGGUGCGGUGGUCUCAUCGUCUAGUCUUUGUUAUAUCUCCAUAUCUUCUGCAUCUGAAGUUAAUUGCAACAGUAUACUCCAUCUUGCUGUCUGCCUCGCUAUUCUUUGUCCGUUGAGAGUGUCAGGAUACUGGUCAAUGUGAAAGAAGAAGCCAAUGGCCCAAGGUCCUCUGUAAAGUUACUAAGUCAAGGUUGCCCCUAUGGCUCCAGGUCUUGUCACCUCUGAAUCUCAAGGCCACCUCCUUACUCCCCUAUGCUCUGCAGCUGGACUACUUCUGCUGCUCUGCAGCCUCUGCACACUCUGCAAAAGGAGGAAGAAGAGGAGGAUGAGAAAUGUUUGUUCCAGUGGAGUUGCCCUUGUUGACGUGACCUUGCUGCGUCAGACUCAACUACGAUCACUCAGUAAGUCUGACACCAAACUGCAUGAGAUCAAGAGGCCCCGACCAGGAGACCCUUACCUGAGGCCAGUCAGUAUGGAUCCGCUCUACCACUGCCCACAGUGGCCAGUGCCGAAUGCCUCUUCCACGGAGGAUGCCACCUACUCAAACUUAAACUACAACCCUAAGAACUCCCUGUACGAAUGUGUGGGAUCUCGGGAAGACAAGGAACCUUCGCUAAGCAAAUCUCAGGUCAAUGUAGUCACUGCUGAGUACGCCUGUGUGCGGAAGGUUAAGAAGGCUCAAGACACCAGGGAAGAGGAGAAGACCCAACCACCAGCACCUUCUCAAGAACCCUGCCUUCAAAGCCGAUCAGCCGACCUGAUCCUUGAAGACAUGUACUCCAAAGUUCAAAAGAAAAAGAGACCGACUGGAACACAGAGCACUGAAGGGUUAAUAAAGACGAGUAUUGAAGAUGUCAUUCAUCCUGAGUUUCCGAUCUGUCAACCUGAAGAAAACCUGUACGAGAGUAUAAGUGAUAUGGGCAGCCAUCACACUAACUACAGCAAAGCUUCUGACACCUAUGCUUAAGACUUUAGACUUCAAUUCCUUCCAAAUCUCUGCUUGCUGUCAGUGAUUGGAAACAUUCUUGUCUAACACGUGAAUGCUGAAAACCCAUACAAACCUCUCACAACUGAGGGUUUAUAACAAGUGUGUCCAAGGCCUGUCUAUUGACAGCAAGCACAGGUCUUCAAAUUUAGUGAGGAAUUGAAACACAAAGUACAACAGAAAGUUGCAGAACUUUUCAUCAUAUAAUGAUUAAGCUUUAUUUACGGGAAAACUCAUUUAAAGGCGAAAUUAUCCUUUCAGAGUUGGGGCAGUAGUCUUGGACACACUGAUUCCCUAUUUGAAGUGGCUGCACAAUCCUCGGGUUACUGUCUCUUUAAAUUCAAUAGUGCAAUAUCAUUAGUGCUGUGCCAGGACAUAAGGGCUUCUAGGUGAAUACAAGUUCACUGACCCCCACCAAUAACCUCUUCUGGAAUGUCACUGAGAUAUUGUUAAUAACUAUAUGGUGGAGUUCCCCUUUAAAGUAGUUGUCAUCAUGGAGGCAGACAUUUUGUUAGCUCAUUUAAAGGGAACCUGGCAUUUGUUAAAAGUAACAUUGGUCAAAUGACUAAUGUUAAGUGCCCCCUCCCCCAAAGUUGGGGUGAUCUAGCAUUAUUUAGUCAAUGCCUCUUUGAUCAUGCUGGAGGGGCAAGGUUCUGGCCACAAAAUGGAUGCACGACAACAAUCCCAAUCAAUCCCUACUUACUGGGCUACAUUCGCAUGAAUAUAUAUAUAAAAUCGCUGCCUGUGCUGUGUGAAGACUUCAAGUAUAAGUUGCUUUGUAAAGUGCUUCACCUCCGAGAUGCAUUAUCAGGGAUGUCCAACCUGAGUUCCUCCAUCUGUUACAAAACUACAACUCCCAGCAUGCCUGGACAGCCUACAGCUAUCGGUCUACAGCAGGGCAUUGUGGGGGUUGUAGUUUUACAACAGCUGGAGGGCCGCAGGUUGGGCAUCCCUGCAUUAGAUUAUGGAUUGACUUGAGAAUCAUAGUAAGGGACAAGGAGCACUAUAAGGAGCCCUUUACUCUUGCUA